Phaedon cochleariae (mustard beetle) is the source of this 1741-nucleotide messenger RNA. NCBI's taxonomy places the organism in Eukaryota, Metazoa, Arthropoda, Insecta, Coleoptera, Chrysomelidae. The record is from the annotation of a GenBank genome assembly.
UCUCAUUUCUGAUAUUGUCAUACUGAUAUUAGUGUCUGUGCUUCCGUGAGUUCAGUUCUGAGUUCUGUGUUCUGUGUCGGUUUAUGAGAGUUUUGAGGCUGUGGCGCUUUUCUUAUGGCAUGUUUAUUUUCAGAAAAAUAAUGAUUUAUUAAACUGGUAGUUAAAUCACAUUUUUGAAUGUAAACUGUUUUCAUUUGCUCUAAAAACGAGACCAUUUGAAUUAGGUUUUGGUAUUCCAGCUGGAGUAAAUGAGCAGUACGACCAUGAUGCCAAUUGGGGGAGCUCCUCCGGGACAUGGUACGAAUAAUAUACCACAAAACACUUCCGUACAAAGCGCCAGUUCAUUAACACCUACAGGAGGAUCUAGUAAAUCAAGUAGCAGUCUGAAACCCAAUUAUUCAUUGAAAUUCACCCUUGCCGGGCAUACAAAAGCUGUGUCAUCAGUGAAAUUCAGUCCUAAUGGAGAAUGGUUAGCAAGUUCUUCUGCUGAUAAAUUGAUCAAAAUUUGGGGUGCUUAUGAUGGGAAAUUUGAAAAGACAAUUUCAGGACACAAGUUGGGUAUAAGUGAUGUUGCAUGGUCUAGUGAUAGUAGACUAUUAGUGUCUGCUAGUGAUGACAAAACUUUGAAAAUAUGGGAACUCUCUUCUGGAAAGUGUUUGAAGACAUUGAAAGGGCACAGUAACUAUGUUUUCUGUUGCAACUUCAAUCCACAGUCAAAUCUCAUUGUAUCAGGAUCCUUUGAUGAAUCUGUCAGAAUUUGGGAUGUAAGAACAGGAAAAUGUUUGAAAACCCUUCCUGCUCAUUCAGAUCCUGUCAGUGCAGUUCAUUUCAACAGAGAUGGAUCUCUUAUUGUCAGCAGCAGUUAUGAUGGUUUAUGUCGUAUUUGGGACACAGCAUCUGGCCAGUGUUUGAAAACCCUGAUAGAUGAUGACAAUCCUCCAGUGUCUUUUGUCAAAUUUUCACCAAAUGGGAAGUAUAUCCUAGCAGCAACUUUGGACAACACACUGAAAUUAUGGGACUAUGCAAAGGGCAAGUGUCUCAAGACAUACUCUGGACACAAAAAUGAAAAAUACUGCAUUUUUGCCAAUUUCUCAGUUACUGGUGGUAAAUGGAUAGUAAGUGGAUCUGAGGAUAAUAUGGUGUACAUUUGGAACUUGCAGACAAAGGAAAUUGUACAGAAAUUACAAGGACAUACAGAUGUUGUUUUGUGCACUACCUGUCAUCCCACAGAGAAUAUAAUUGCAUCAGCAGCUCUUGAAAAUGACAAGACCAUAAAACUGUGGAAAAGUGAUACUUGAUCAUAAGAAUGUGUUUCCCUUGUUAAUAUUAAGAUUAUGUAAAUUUGAGUAUUUUUAUUUAAGAUGAAAAUAGUGCAAAAGUUACUGAUUUUCAUAUUCCUAAUAAAGAGCUAUGAAAACAUUUUUGUAGAAAACAAAAUGACUUGCUUUAUUCAUUUAUUGAAAUAAAGUGACCCCCUCAAUUGUAAACAGUUUUAUUAAAAAUAUAAAUGCUCUAUAACCUAACAGGUUAAUAAAAAUCAUAAAUAAUAUUUUUUGAUAGGUACAAAUAUAUGCAUGCAUUUAUGGUAAAACAAGGCAAAUCAAUCAGAAUAAUCCAUGGUUUUGAUGUACUCUACAGCUGCGCAAAAUUGAGUCCAAUAAUACCCUUCUUCGCCGACGAGUUGAUCAACGUGGAAAAAGUUGUUGACAUACUGAAUUGUAGACAAUAAUGCUUCUGGGUU